Molecule: messenger RNA, 5673 nt
Organism: Haliotis rufescens (red abalone)
Lineage: Eukaryota; Metazoa; Mollusca; Gastropoda; Lepetellida; Haliotidae
Exons: 2
Coding region: 278-1288 (336 amino acids)
Cellular component (GO): Golgi apparatus
Molecular function (GO): glycosyltransferase activity
Source: RefSeq, a predicted model, not a curated record
UGUCAUCCGUGCUCCACGAUUGCAACAGCUGUCAAACCUCAUUUCACACAUCACGGUUAACAAGAGGCAAUAGGAUACUAAUAGGUUUUGAUCGAUAUAUUGAUAUCAUCAUGCUUGCUCUCUCCUACGCCUAGUGUCUCUACUGGUCGCUCUUCGAAAGUACUAAAACUGCAAAAGGAGCAUUACUGAGGCCAAAGAUCUGAACAAAGGAAGACACUUAUCAACUAGUAGAGGGUAUCAGCAUGCAUCAUAGUCUCUCGACACCAUCAUCAACGGCAUGGCCUUCACCUACCGCAGGCGUUACAUCUUGCUCAUGCUCAUCUUCUGUUUCAUCACCUUCAUCUACAGCCACUUCUUCCUCCCCUCCAGCAAGCACAAGAAGUUGAUGCACAAGAAUGACUUCCAACCAAUAAUGUCAGAUGAUGUAAGUUAUCAUGGAGAAUCAAAACAAUCGGAAAGAAUUCUUCAGAUUGCUCAGAAAAUAACUGAUGGCCCGGUUCUGAUUACUAUCAUCAAUGAUGCAUACCUUCCUUUCACACACAGCUGGUUGUGCAAUACUAAAUAUAUGGGCAUACACAAACAGGUGCUCAUCAUUGUAACUGAUAAACUGAGUCGUGACACUCUGACUCGAUUGUGGCCGGACAUCCAUGUUUUCCUGCUACCAGGAGGUGAGGGGUUUAGUGGAGACCAGGUGUACAGUCAUGUUGGGUAUGUGAGAAUCAUGAUCCGGAGGACUACGAUCAUUUUGGAACUACUCAAACACCAAGUGGAGCUCCUUCUGUUUGAGGUGGACUGUUUGUGGCUCACAGACCCGAUCCCUGAAUGUCAGAGGGAAAUUAGGGGCUAUGACCUUCUUGCUACGAAGGUCAGUGACAGGCCAGGGAUUCUGGGAGGGGGCUUCCUCUAUAUGAUCCCCAACAGCAAGGUGGUCAAUCUGUGGGGGAUGCUGACUCAAAAGCUGAUGAAGCUUGAGCAAAGGAUUCUAAAGAUGGAUGGUUCAAUGUCCUUAUCAGAAGGUGAUAAUGAUCAAAUGUACCUGUCCCACUUGAUUGGUAGGAAAUAUGGGUCUGUUGAAGUAACUGCUGUGUCUUUAGAUAAAUUUGCUGAUGGUCGGUGGUACAAGAUGGAUGAAGAGAAAAAGAAGACACUCAGACCCCUCAUCAUCAACAAUAACUGGGUCACCGGCAACAAGGCCAAGAUGAGGCGAGCUCGCAAGUUUCACCACUGGUUUUGGAAGGAAAAUGACGAGAUGUGUGAUUUCAAAUUGGUGAACAGUACAGUGUACUAGUGUCACUAUGUACUGAUGUCAAAGUGUACUGAUGUCAAAGUGUACUGAUGUCAAAGUGUACUAUGUCAAAGUGUACUGUGUGAAAGUGUACUGUGUCAAAGUGUACUGAUGUCAAAGUGUACUGAUGUCAAAGUGUACUGUGUCAAAGUGUACUGUGUCAAAGUGUACUGAUGUCAAAGUGUACUGAUGUCAAAGUGUGCUAUGUCAAAGUGUACUGUGUCAAAGUGUACUGAUGUCAAAGUGUACUGAUGUCAAAGUGUACUAUGUCAAAGUGUACUGUGUCAAAGUGUACUGCUGUCAAAGUGUACUGAUGUCAAAGUGUACUGUGUCAAAGUGUACUGAUGUCAAAGUGUACUGAUGUCAAAGUGUGCUAUGUCAAAGUGUACUGUGUCAAAGUGUACUGAUGUCAAAGUGUGCUAUGUCAAAGUGUACUGAUGUCAAAGUGUACUGAUGUCAAAGUGUACUGAUGUCAAAGUGUACUGAUGUCAAAGUGUGCUAUGUCAAAGUGUACUGAUGUCAAAGUGUACUGAUGUCAAAGUGUACAGAUGUCAAAGUGUACUGAUGUCAAAGUGUACUGAUGUCAAAGUGUACUGAUGUCAAAGUGUACUGAUGUCAAAGUGUGCUGAUGUCAAAGUGUACUAUGUCAAGGUAUACUGAUGUCAAAGUGUACUGAUGUCAAAGUGUACUGAUGUCAAAGUGUACUGAUGUCAAAGUGUGCUAUGUCAAAGUGUGCUAUGUCAAAGUAUACUGAUGUCAAAGUGUACUGAUGUCAAAGUGUACUGAUGUCAAAGUAUACUGAUGUCAAAGUGUACUGAUGUCAAAGUGUACAGAUGUCAAAGUAUACUGAUGUCAAAGUGUACUGAUGUCAAAGUGUACAGAUGUCAAAGUGUACUGAUGUCAAAGUGUACUGAUGUCAAAGUGUACUGAUGUCAAAGUGUACUGAUGUCAAAGUGUGCUGAUGUCAAAGUGUGCUAUGUCAAAGUGUGCUAUGUCAAAGUAUACUGAUGUCAAAGUGUACUGAUGUCAAAGUGUACUGAUGUCAAAGUAUACUGAUGUCAAAGUAUACUGAUGUCAAAGUGUACUGAUGUCAAAGUGUACAGAUGUCAAAGUAUGCUGAUGUCAAAGUGUACUGAUGUCAAAGUGUACAGAUGUCAAAGUAUACUGAUGUCACAGUGUACUGAUGUCAAAGUGUACUAUGUCAAAGUGUACUGAUGUCAAAGUGUACUAUGUCAAAGUAUACUGAUGUCAAAGUAUACUGAUGUCAAAGUGUACUGAUGUCAAAGUGUACUGAUGUCAAAGUGUGCUAUGUCAAAGUGUACUGAUGUCAAAGUGUACUGAUGUCAAAGUGUACUGAUGUCAAAUUAUACUGAUGUCAAAGUGUACAAUGUCGAAGUGUACUGAUGUCGAAGUGUACUGAUGUCAAAGUGUACUGAUGUCAAAGUGUACUGAUGUCAAAGUGUACUGAUGUCAAAGUGUACUAUGUCAAAGUGUACUGAUGUCAAAAUACUGAUGUCAAAGUGUACUAUGUCAAAGCAUACUGAUGUCAAAGUGUACUGAUGUCAAAGUGUACUAUGUCAAAGCAUACUGAUGUCAAAGUGUACUGAUGUCAAAGUAUACUGAUGUCACAGUGUACUAUGUCAAAGUGUACUGAUGUCAAAGUGUACUAUGUCAAAGUGUACUAUGUCAAAGUGUACUGAUGUCAAAGUGUACUAUGUCAAAGUGUACUAUGUCAAAGUGUACUGAUGUCAAAGUGUACUGAUGUCAAAGUGUACUAUGUCAAAGUGUACUAUGUCAAAGUGUACUGAUGUCAAAGUGUACUGAUGUCAAAGUGUACUAUGUCAAAGUGUACUAUGUCAAAGUGUACUGAUGUCAAAGUGUACUGAUGUCAAGGUGUACUGAUGGUAAAGUAUACUGAUGUCAAAGUAUACUGAUGUCAAAGUGAACUGAUGUCAAAGUGUACUGAUGUCAAAGUGUACUAUGUCAAAGUGUACUGAUGUCAAAGUGUACUGAUGUCAAAGUGUACUAUGUCAAAGUGUACUGAUGUCAAAGUGUACUAUGUCAAAGUGUACUGAUGUCAAAGUAUACUGAUGUCACAGUGUACUGAUGUGAAAGUGUACUAUGUCAAAGUGUACUGAUGUCAAAGUGUACUAUGUCAAAGUGUACUAUGUCAAAGUGUACUGAUGUCAAAGUGUACUAUGUCAAAGUAUACUGAUGUCAAGGUGUACUGAUGUCAAGGUGUACUGAUGUCAAAGUAUACUGAUGUCAAAGUAUACUGAUGUCAAAGUGAACUGAUGUCAAAGUGUACUGAUGUCAAAGUGUACUGAUGUCAAAGUGUACUAUGUCAAAGUGUACUGAUGUCAAAGUGUACUGAUGUCAAAGUGUACUAUGUCAAAGUGUACUAUGUCAGAGUGUACUGAUGUCAAAGUGUACUGAUGUCAAAGUGUACUGAUGUCAAAGUGUACUGAUGUCAAAGUGUACUUUGUCAAAGUGUACUGAUGUCAAAGUGUACUAUGUCAAAGUGUACUAUGUCAAAGUGUACUGUGUUAAAGUGUACUGAUGUCCAAGUAUACUAUGUUAAAGUGUACUGAUGUCCAAAUAUACUGUGUUAAAGUGUACUGAUGUCCAAGUAUACUAUGUUAAAGUGUACUGAUUUCCAAGCAUACUAUGUUAAAGUGUACUGAUCUCCAAGUAUACUAUGUUAAAGUGUACUGAUGUCCAAGUAUUCUAUGUUAAAGUGUACUGAUGUCAAGGUAUACACUGUCGAAGUGUACUGAUGUCAAAGUGUAAUGAUGUCAAAGUUUACUAUGUUAUAGUGUACUGACAUAAAAGUGUAAAAGUACUGAUGUCAAAGUAUACUAUGUCAAAAUGCACCAUGGACCUGUGAAGAUCCGUGGUAGAUUAGUUCUUCAGCAACCCAUGCUUGCCAUAGAAGGCGACUAUGCUUGUCGUAAAAGGCGACUAAUGGGGUCGGGUGGUCAGGCUCGCUGACUUGGUUAAUGCAUGUCAUUGUGUCCCAAUUGUGUGGAUCGUUGCUCAUGAUGUCAUAUAGCUGGAAUAUUGCUGAGUGCGGCGUUAAACAACAAACAAACAAAGUGUACUAUGUGAAAGUGUACUGAUGUAAAAGUGUACUAUGUGAAAGGGUACUAUGUGAAAGUGUACUAUGUCAAAGGGUACUAUGUCAAAGUGUACUAUGUCAGAGAGUGCUAUGUCAAAGUGUACUUUGUCAAAGUUUACUAUGUCAGAGAGUACUAUGUCAAAGUGUACUGAUGUCAAAGUGUACGGAUGAAAGAAUUGAAUCCAAAGUUACAAUUACAGUUAUGAUGUUAAAAUACAAUUGAAAGUAAGAAAAUGAGUAGUUUUAUGAAAUCCGAAUUUUUAAUUAGAAUAUUUCCUAGUUGUGUGAAAGGGCAAUGCUUUUGGAAUCCUAGCUAAAUCUCUUAAACAUGCAAACAAGUAAAGGUUAUCAUAAAAUGCACUGAAUAAUUAAUAAACAGCCAAAAUAACGUGUACUUUGUUUCUAAUUACUGAGUCACAUUGCCAAAAUAGAUACGUUAUUGAUGGCAUCACUCAUUUACUAACUCAUUCAUGUGUUUAAUUCCAUGUGUUAUUUUUGUCCAUUGGAGAAUUGGUUGCUACAUGUAUUUGCAAAAAUCGAGCAUAAUCAUUGAUGAUAGGGUUGUGAUGUUUUUCUGAAACUUGUAUGAAAAUCUUGCAAUGAUGAAAGAAGAUUUUCUAAUUUGUCAUAAUAUCAAGUGAUUCUCUAUUUUUGUUUUAACUCUGAAGGACUGAAAUUCCAAGUGAACUGUCUGUCGUCUUCAUGUGCACCCCUCUGUUUACUUUUGACUUUAUGUCUCACAGACUUAUUGACCAAAUGUGGUGAUACUUUCCAUGUAAGCCUGUUACUGUACAGUGUACUUUGAAAAUGCUAAAGUUUUAAGAAUACGACGUAGAGGUCAUAUUGUCCUUCCACGACAAUCAGGCCACCUUACACAGGAACACUUUCUGUAUUUGAUGGCAAGAGGUUCCACAAUAUAUAUAAUUCCUACAAAUACAAAACCUUUAUUACAUCAGUGCCAGAAAUCCUGUACUUCUGCUGUCAUCACGCUGUAGAAUCUUUAGAUUUUCAACACAAGUCCUCUUCACUGUCAGCUAUCCCUAUUUAGUUGUGAUACUAAUAGUAUCUCUUUUCUUAAACUUCCAUGCAGCAAACCAGAGGCAGAACAUUAGGGUGGUGGGCUAGAUUAUCCCAUAAUGUAAUAGAGGUUGUAUUCUUAACAUUAUCAACAAUGAUAACAAUUAUUUGAUAUUAUAGUGAGUGAGUGAGUUGGGUUUAACGCCGGUUUUAACGGUAUUCCAGUUAUUUCACGGCGUGUCAGCUUAAUGUU